AUUCCUCUAAUCCCAUCCUUUGUGCAAUAAGCCGCUUCCGCCCCCCUGCACGAGCUUGGGCUGUGGGCGGCUGCUAGCACUGCCCUGGGAAUGCAGCCCCCGGAGACUCCCGCUCGCUCACCGAGCCCAGCGCUGACACUCACAGGGACCUUCGUCCACAGGAUCUUCUUAGCUGCUCUACCGCGAUUCUGAACCAAUUUGGCAGCGUUUUAAAAAAGGUAGCAAAGCCGAGAAGCGUUUCUUUUUCAUUCUUUCGUCCUGUGUCUUUUUAUUUUCCAACAAUAACCUGUCGUUCGUUUGUCUGUGUAGGAUCUAAGAAUCUUUACUGUGCAUAACCUAGGAAUUUCAAAUAGGCUUCCCAAAAUUUAAAUGCCCCCCCACCUCAACAAUUGGUAAGCAAGAUUUCAGAGUCUUCCAAAAUAGCCCUUUUCAUCUUAUGUAAUUAAAGACCCACGAGCUUUCAAAGAAGCUCUGGAUUUUCCACAGUGCACCACAAUCCCCCCCCCCCAUUUCUCUCUCUCUCUCUCUCUCUCUCUCUCUCUCUCUCUCUCUCUCUCUCUCGUGCGCGCGUGUAUGUGCGCGCGCGUGUUCGUGCGUUCUCUUUCAUUUCUACCAUUAGGAAACUCGUUCAGGGCCACUGAAAAGUCAGGAGAGGCUCAGAUCUUAUUCCUCAUGGAUUCCUGCCUUUCCAGAAACGCUGCCAUCAAAUAAGUAUGAAGAUAUUAUUUUGGAGAAACAAUCACUCCCCUACCAAAAAAUAAAGCGCGAGAGGGGGAAAAAAAGGCGAGGCUGGAAGACAAGGAAGCAGCUUGGGUUCGCUGGUGGAGGAAAGUGCGAUCUGGGGUCAGGCUGGGGGUUCCAGUCCCUUACUUCAGCACCGGAGGGGAUGGACAGCGUCUCCGGACUGGGCUGCAGCUACAGGGACCAAACUGCGCUGCUGCUGCAGCCGCCUCCGCUGUCCUUGCCGCCACUGUCGUCGCCACGGGCAGCUGAGCACCCUGCUCCUCGCAGCUAAAAGGCGGUGCCUCCUAAUACCCCCCUGCCUCCCUGUCCCUUUCCUUGAUGGACGAAAAAUAACCCUCCCUACUCUACUGCUACACCUAGGGAGAGGGCUCUGAGGAGUACUCAGGCUCCACAGUUAAACUCUCAGCCACAACUUCAGGAAUAAUUUUUCUGUAGGGGAGGUAGAAGGAAUGCAGGCUGAAGAGUGAAGUUCAAGUUCUUAGAAGCACUGAGAAAUCAUGGGCACUGCAGUAGGGGCUGAAAUACUCAAAGGCCCACAGUUCAUGAAAUAAGCAGGAUGUUCCUGAGCGGAUCGUAACUCUUUUGGAAAUAGCUUUGUGAGAGGAGGCUGGAGAUCUACUCAAAACCUCACGUUAGAGAAACUGAAGACACAUCUAUUUCCGCUACUUAGCAGACUGCUCUCCAGAAUGUUGAGAUUGCCAAAGAAGUGACCACAACAAAGGAAAAUAUUGCUCUACCUAUAUUCAAGUUUUUCUAUAUGUUCAUUCUGCCUCAAUAAAGCAUUCUCCACAUGAAACCCUCAUCCCUCCUUAGUGAGACACAUCUCGGGCUUCUGUGCGAAGAUCACAUCCUUUGCGGUGCCAUAGCACAUGGAUUUCAGAACCGCCUGUGAGGAGACAAAAACAGGGAUUUGUUUGCUGCAGGAUGGUAAUCAGGAGCCUUUCAAAGUCCGGCUGCACCUAGCCAAAGAUAUUCUGAUCAUCCAGGAGCAGGAUGUGAUUUGUGUGUCUGGUGAGCCUUUCUAUUCUGGUGAAAGAACGGUGACCAUCAGAAGACAAACAGUGGGAGGAUUUGGAUUAAGCAUAAAGGGAGGAGCAGAGCAUAACAUUCCAGUUGUCAUUUCAAAAAUCUCCAAGGAGCAAAGAGCUGAACUUUCAGGACUACUCUUUAUUGGGGAUGCAAUUCUACAGAUAAAUGGGAUUAAUGUGAGAAAAUGCAGACACGAAGAAGUGGUUCAGGUUCUUCGAAAUGCUGGAGAAGAAGUGACUCUAACUGUUUCAUUUUUAAAAAGAGCACCCGCCUUCCUUAAACUCCCAUUGAAUGAAGACUGUGCAUGUGCUCCAAGUGACCAGAGCAGUGGUACCUCUUCUCCUCUUUGUGACAGUGGCUUGCAUCUCAACUAUCAUCCGAACAAUACAGACACCCUAUCAUGUUCCUCAUGGCCAACAUCUCCAGGCUUGAGAUGGGAGAAGCGAUGGUGUGACCUCAGACUGAUCCCUCUGCUUCACUCCCGCUUGUCCCAAUAUGUUCCCGGCACAGAUUUGACUCGGCAGAAUGCCUUUCAAGUCAUUGCUGUGGACGGGGUAUGCAGUGGAAUUAUUCAGUGCCUCUCAGCCGAGGAAUCUGUUGACUGGCUACAAGCAAUAGCAACGAAUAUUUCAAACCUCACAAAGCACAAUAUUAAAAAAAUCAACAGAAAUUUUCCUGUAAACCAGCAGAUUGUCUACAUGGGCUGGUGUGAAGCACGGGAGCAGGACCCACUCCAAGACCGUGUGUACUCCCCGACUUUUCUAGCUCUGAGGGGCUCAUGUCUGUACAAGUUUCCAGCACCUCCGGUGACUACCUGGGACUGGACUCGAGCAGAGAAAACAUUCUCAGUUUAUGAGAUUAUGUGCAAGGUUCUCAAGGACAGUGACCUGCUGGACCGGCGGAAACAUUGCUUCACUGUGCAGUCUGAGUCUGGGGAAGACCUCUACUUCUCCGUGGAGUUAGAGUGUGACCUUGCCCAGUGGGAAAGAGCCUUCCAAACGGCCACCUUUCUAGAAGUAGAACGGAUACAGUGCAAGACGUAUGCCUGUGUCCUAGAAAGUCAUCUAAUGGGCCUCACCAUUGACUUUAGCACAGGAUUUAUCUGCUUUGAUGCUGCAACAAAGGCUGUACUUUGGAGGUAUAAAUUUUCUCAGCUUAAAGGUUCUUCAGAUGAUGGAAAGAGCAAAAUCAAAUUUUUGUUUCAGAAUCCAGAUACUAAACAGAUUGAAGCAAAGGAGCUGGAAUUUUCAAAUUUAUUUGCUGUUCUUCACUGCAUUCAUUCAUUCUUUGCUGCCAAAGUAGCUUGUUUGGACCCUCUAUUUUUAGGCAAUCAGGCUACUGCUUCUGCUGCUGCCAGCUCUGCUACUACAAGCAAAGCAAAGUACACAACUUGACAUACUGAUUUCCAAACUGACAGUUACCCCAACUAGAUAAACAGACUAAACAUAUUCAUCAUUUUACUCCCUGGAGAGACCAUGAUAUCACCAAGUCAACAAUGGAAUCAGAUUGAAGUUUCAGCAGAAAAAAAAAGAUGGUCAUGACUCAUCUCAAAUGCAUUUCUAUUCUGGAAGGCAUGUGUAAGUAAUCCUAGAUGAACAAGACAGCCUGCUCUCACUUGGUUGAUGUGUAUCCACAUACUGCUUUCACCAAAUGUGAAGAUCAAGAAAUGAAUGGUAUGAAGAUGUAUGUAAAUAAUAUAAAAAAGUUGUAAGCUACCUAUAAAUAAAAAUAACAAUUAAAUGGUUAUUUCUGUAUUUUAGAUUAUUUUGUAUGACAAAUACAUAUUGGGCCAGAUCAUGAACCCCUUGCCCUGUCAUUGUAUUAUGAGUGUAAAGAGGCUAAAAAACAAAAAUGACAGCAAGGAGCAUGCAAAAAAAAAAAAAAAUCAUCAAAGAGAGAAGCACUUUAAUUUGCUAAUGUAAAUUUCUCCUUGUAUUCUCCCUCCACGAUUCUGCACUGGCACUCUGAUUUUCUUUAUCUUGUUGUAAAAUACCCUCAAGAACUGCAUAAGGAUAAUUACAUUGACCUAUGACGGGCACAAUGUGAAAUGAACUGUGUCUCCCUCGAAUCAAUGUUAUUGAAAAUGUUUUAUAAAUUUGCCAGUAUCCACCAAAUAUGCCAAAAUGUAUUAAUUUGAUUAUGUAUGAUGAAAACAUUUGUGAAUCUCUUUGUUCGUUCCUUCAUUUUAAACAGAUUUAUAUUUUACCUAAGGAGAUUUAUUAUCAAAUUACAGUUUCAUAAAUUUUCAGUGACCCUAAGAACUUUUGUAGAGAAAAUAAUGUCAACAAAUAUGAUGUAAGAGAAAUUCUUUGUAACCCUAACUCUACCAAUCAUGGACUGAAAAAAAUCCUUACAAAGCAGUCUCAAAGCUAUUAACUAUGUUAGCUAUACAAUAGUUUUCCAUUGGAGCAAUAUUUUAUGAGAACAUAAGGUGAGAUUUGAAAAUUAAAUUUAAAAUUUAUAUCUAUGUCAUGAAAUUACGCAGGUUAUUUUGGUUGUCUUGUUUUAGAAUUUUAAAAGUGCAGAGCUGAAAAUUUGAAAGCAUUGGAGGUACACACCCACAACUCAAGAGUCCAGUUGUGGAAAGUGAAAAACACUCCCUGUCCUUCACUAUAGCUUUAUUGACGCCUGCUUUUAAACUAUAAGCUGCUUAUUUGAUAGUUAAAAAUUAAAUUUUUAAUUAACACACCUGUACCCUAUGAAACACUUAAUGUUUCCUCUUAAAAUUACCAAGCAUCUAAAAAAAUGGUUUACUUUUCUUUUUUUUUAUUUUUAAUAGGAGAAAAUGUGUCACUCAGGAAUGAGACAAACAAUUGUUUAAAGGACAAACAUCCAUUGAAUUAAAAAAAGUCAUCACUGUUUUCAGUGUCAUUAGAAAUUUAUUAAUUAACUUUGUAUCUGAUAAUUCUUAAAUAUAUUAAAUGGAAAAGAAAAAGUGAAGGUGGAUAAUUGGAUAUGAGAAAAAGUUAACUUAGAUCUAAGAUACUUUAUCAAAAGAACUGUGAUAAAUAUAAUAAUGUCUUAAUAGAAUUUAUUUUGACCAUAAAACUGAAUUAAUAUCUACAAUGAGGAUAGCACAUUGGAUUUACUGCUCAUAUAUUGAUCAAAUACAAUAGGCAUAAUAAAAUUUGAAGCCCGGGGAAAAGUAGAGAGAAGUGUCCACCUUCAGAUUCUAAGCAGUGGCAGAUGGCUCACAAUAGAACUUCUGCUACUAACUAGAAUUAAAUUGCAAUAUGCCUCAUAUUGAGGUGACCCCAGUGUGCCCACAGCAGGAAGAUCAGGUGUUGAUUCCACAGGAAAUGUGCUGGUCAUCUAAAAAGAAAAAUAAGAAAAGCAAAUUUUUAAACUUUAUAUGAGUUAUAGAAUAAGUAAGAAUCAUUUCAAAUUUUUAUAAAAAUCCCAUUUUAAAAUGCAAAAAAAUAAGUAAAUAUCCUUUGUUGUGUCAGGAAAAUCUAUCUCGUGCUCAUAUAGAUGAUGAUAGGCAAGUUGUACACUGAAAUAUAUAGGAGUUUUGUCUUUGUCCACCAUUAGCACACAUGCACACACAUAUAUCUGUGUAUAUGUGUGUGCAUAUGUAUACAUAUAUACGAGAUAAAAUGCUGACCACAAAUUAAAUUAAAAGCAUAUGUUUAGUAUAUAUUGACUUAAUAUGCUUUAAGUCACAUUGUAAAUUGUACUUUGAAUUAAAAUUUAUCCCAUAUCUUUAUUGUUGUUAGUUUUGACACUAUUAAUAAAAAAACAGGCCUAAAUUGCCAUUUAAUAUGAAUAAUCAUGAAAUAACCACCAAUAAGAAAAUACUAUUCUGAUUUUCAUUAAUUUGGCAAUUGGUAUUUCAUGUUUUAUUUUCAGUGUGAUUAACUAUUGUUAUUUAUUAUGACUUGGACAACUUGACUGAGAAAGCUGAACAAAAAUACAAAUUUCUAUGUCUCAUGAAAUUUAGGCUUAGAUGCAUGAGAUUCAUUUAUAACACCUGGUUUGUACAUUGGCCAAAUUUUAACAAUAGAAGGCUUCAUUAUGUGUGAACCCCUCCAGUGCCUUGGUAUAUGUAGGUAUGUUUGUAUGUGCACGUGUGUUAUGGGCUCCAGUGUGGGUGUGUGCGUGUUCAGGGUAAUCUUUAAAUGGUUCAUUGCAGUGUACGACGUAGUAUGAGCUUAAAGGAGACUAUUACAGGUGCAUAGGUCAAAGAAGGGAGUUCAAAAUCAUUUGAAAAUCGUUAACUAAAAUAAUAAUGUCUUAUGCCUGAUGAAAAAAUAACCAAUCAGAUCAUUAAAUCAGGUAUGCUUUAAAUUUGUUAUAUUGGAACAAGUAUUUAUUUUAAAAUAUUAUAAGAGAUAAUAUAAACGUAAAGUCUUCCCCAAUACUUGCCACAAUGUUUUUAUUUCCAUUCAACCUUAGUUUUAAAGGGAGAACAUUCAGCUAGGCAUUUCUUCCCCAUAUUUCAGGCAUGUGCCAACUUCUUGUUUUAAAAUCUUCACUCAUAAAACUGUCAUUCAGCAAGACAAAACUCAUUUCCUUGGCAACAAAGGCCAGGUCCAUAUUAGCAAGCAGAGAGAGCAUCUUCAUGCAAGCGGAGCAAUUUUCCUUUGGGUGCAUUAGUUUAUGGAUCCACAUUUCUCUCAUUUACAGUGACAAAGCUUGUUCAUAAACUUUGUCUCUGUUGAAUGCUGGAUGUAAGGGAAGCCUGAUUUAUUAUGGAGGAAAAGUAAUAAUCCUAACAAUAAUUUAGAAUUACUGCUAGAAAUCAGCAGUGUGUGAGAAGCUUUAAAAGCACAAGGACAAUCUUGUGCUUAACUUUUUAAGGUAAGUGUCGAUGUUCCAGUAUUAAGAAUAAACAUUUUUGCUACUAUUAAUAAUGCUGUAUUCAUGAGCUCUCCUUAAGGAAUCGCUUUAUCCAUACCUCUAAAAUUGAUGUUUAUGAUUUAUUCUUAUUACCUACUACUUUAAAAUCAUCAUGUCACUUCUUUGCACAUUAUAAUUUACUUUUAAAGAUAAAUAAAAUAUUAUAAAUAUUAUAUAUUUUAUACAUAUCAAAAUG
Molecule: messenger RNA, 6808 nt
Organism: Marmota monax (woodchuck)
Lineage: Eukaryota; Metazoa; Chordata; Mammalia; Rodentia; Sciuridae
Gene: Sntg1
Product: syntrophin gamma 1
Exons: 20
Coding region: 1614-3167 (517 amino acids)
Cellular component (GO): intracellular anatomical structure; dystrophin-associated glycoprotein complex
Molecular function (GO): protein binding; structural molecule activity
Source: RefSeq, a predicted model, not a curated record